Messenger RNA from Mucor mucedo, 1409 nucleotides. RefSeq names its product kinase-like domain-containing protein. The coding region runs from base 141 to 1328 and encodes 395 amino acids. The transcript is spliced from 6 exons. Gene Ontology annotation, cellular component: cytoplasm. Lineage: Eukaryota; Fungi; Mucoromycota; Mucoromycetes; Mucorales; Mucoraceae. Gene Ontology annotation, biological process: signal transduction; protein phosphorylation. Gene Ontology annotation, molecular function: protein serine/threonine kinase activity; ATP binding. The record is from RefSeq and is a predicted model, not a curated record.
UCUUUUUUUUUUUUUAUUUUGUUAAUUACCCUUUUCUUUAAAAAAAAAAUAACAACAAUAACGUAAUGUAAACAUGUAAUAUUAAUUAAACAAUUUUCACAGUAACACUGCAUUGUUUUUUUAAUCUAGUUCCCGAGUAAAUGGCACACGGACCCAUGAGUGGAAUGAAAAUCACCGGUGGAGAUAACGACCCCACCAAAGUGUACGAAGAAGAAGCUAAAGAUGGCAGAACAGGCCAAGACAUUGCGUUAAAAUAUACAAAGUACAAAGUAGCAGGUAACGGUUCUUUUGGUGUCGUCUAUCAAGCCAAAAUCGUCGGUACCGGUGAAAGUGUUGCCAUCAAGAAAGUCUUUCAAGACAGACGCUUCAAGAAUCGAGAACUGCAAAUUAUGCAAUGUGUUUGGCAUCCUAAUGUCGUGGCAUUGAAGGCUUACUUUUACAGUCAUGACCCUAUCAAGAAAGAUGAUGUAUAUUUGAAUUUGGUGUUGGAGUACAUCCCAGAGACUCUCUAUCGUACUUCACGCAAUUAUGCUAAAGCCAGACAACCUGUACCUAUACUCUAUGUAAAACUCUACACAUACCAAUUAAUGCGAUCUUUGGCUUAUAUCCAUUCACUCGGUAUUUGCCAUCGUGAUAUCAAGCCUCAGAAUCUAUUGAUUGAUCCCAACACAGGUGUACUCAAGUUAUGCGAUUUCGGAAGCGCAAAGGCUCUUCAUGCAGGAGAACCCAACGUUUCUUAUAUUUGUUCCCGCUAUUAUCGAGCACCUGAACUUAUCUUUGGAGCAACAAAUUACACCUGCAGUAUCGAUGUUUGGUCUGCAGGUUGUGUGAUGGCCGAACUCAUGUUAUGCCAACCUUUAUUCCCCGGUGAAAGUGCCAUUGAUCAACUUGUCGAGAUUAUCAAGGUCUUGGGUACACCUACCAAAGAUCAAUUAUUAGCCAUGAAUCCUUCUUACACCGAACAUCGUUUCCCUCAAAUUAAACCUCAUCCUUUCUCCAAAGUAUUUCGCUCACGUACACCUGAAGACGCUAUCGCUUUUAUCACAAAGACUUUACAGUAUGAACCCUUUAAGCGUUUAACUGCCUUUCAAGCUUUGGCAGAUCCCUUCUUUGAUGAAUUGCGUAAUCCCGGUGUUCGUAUGCUGAACGGCAAGGAAUUACCCAACUUGUUUGAUUUCACCCGUCAUGAAUUAUCUAUACAGCCUGAUUUGAUUCGUAAGCUCGUGCCCCCUCACUACGAAGCCACAUUAUUAGCUACAGGUGUUGAUAUCCAAAAUUUUGUUCCCAUGACAUCUCAAGAAAUGAGAAAUGAUAAUGUACCUCAUUAGAUUCCACCACGCCCACACACCCACACACCCACCCACACACACACCCACACACACACAGACACACACACACACACACACACA